AUGCUGACGAGGAAGAUGUCGAUGGGGAACAGUAUGAGAUACUGUGUUCGCUUUGCGAAGAGCCAGAGAGCCAGAGCUGGCGGAGUCCUGGGCUCUUCUACUCUGGAGGUGGUUACAGGUCCUCAGAGCCUUCAGCCUUUCAGGGACCGUCCCACAAAUGACGACAGGGAUGAAGAACAACUGAAGGAUGCAAGCUUAAACAACUUGAGACAUGCCUUGGGGCUCAGUCAAGCGGAUCGUGACAUGCAUUUAGCAUUGUUGCGUUCAGCUAGUCAAUACAUGCAAAAAGUAAAAAGAACACCUGGACUUGGAGGGUUGGAGAGUUGGAGAUGUGUGGGCAUGGGAACUUUCUUCGCGCUUGCAAGUGACCCUCUAGACUAA
This is a messenger RNA of Durusdinium trenchii, 381 nucleotides long. The record is from the annotation of a GenBank genome assembly. NCBI's taxonomy places the organism in Eukaryota, Dinophyceae, Suessiales, Symbiodiniaceae.